UCUCUCCCUCCUCUCCUCCUCCUCUUCCUCCUCUCCUCCUCCUCUUCCUCCUCUCCCCCUCCUCCCUCCUCUCUCCCUCCUCUCCCUCUCCUGCCACCAUACCGUACCUUCCACCACAUGACUUAAAGUGAACCAUCAUGGAGUCUACCUCUGAGCUUCUGUCAGAGAGAGACAAGCACAGUAGCAAUGGAAUGUACCUUACAACACACCUGUACCAGCUUGUAGUAUGCAGAGAAUCCUACCGUAUUAUGACACAGCUGUAGUAUGUCUAGAAUACUACUGUAGUAAAACUCACCUGUAGUAUGUCUAGAAUACUACUGUAGUAUAACUCACCUGUAGUGUGUCUAGAAUACUACUGUAGUAUAACUCACCUGUAGUGUGUCUAGAGUACUUCUGUGAUCUCUGGAGGGGAGGAGGGGUCACUUGCUCUGUUAUUUAUCCCCUCAAGGUCAUUCCUUUGGGAUUCAGGGGUUCUUCGUUCAAUCUGCCAAUGAUGCAACAAGCUAUAAUCAGUGUUCAUCUGGCGGUCUGGAGUGGGUAUUGUCAGUCAGAGAGAUCUCCAUUCUGCGGCUGUGAGUGCAAUAAAAGAAAGAAGAAGAAGUAGUAGUUGUAGGCGGGAGAUGCUGUCGUUGAAGGUUCGCUCCCUGAAGUCUUGUGUUUGAGGAUUUCGGUUCAUCUGAGCCAGAUGUGGACGUUAUUGCAUCAAAAGGUCAAAGGUUAGGCCUGAAGUGAGAUGUUUUAUUGUCGAACACCUGUACAUUUCAAAUAUUUUCUAUAGGCGUAUCAAGUACCUAUAAUUAUAACUUUUAUGGGGUAAAAAGUCUUCUUGUUAUCGUUUUUUUGGCCUUUUUGCUUGUGCUGUGUAGUUUUUAGAUUAAAAUGUUUUCCUCUGUCAUUAAAUGACCAUCUUUUAUGUAGGCUUAAACCUGGAUUUAGGCCUUUUGGACUCUGAAUGUGUUUUUAUUGUAAAUAUGGUUUGAGGAGACACUGCGAUGAUCUUGUCAUUCAAUGUUUCAGUCUGAUUAAUGAAGCAGUUGUGUUAUUGUUAGGAGACUCCUUUGUUGUCCUCUCCCAGUGAUGAACAACCCAGUGUGCAGUAGGCCUUUGUGUUGUGUAGAACUCCACACAGGAACCCACAAGAUUUAUUUUCUCGGUUUCACCGCUUUAUCAACAUUGAAACUCAAAACCAGGUCAGUUUGAUUUUGAUUAUGGUUAAUCUUAUACAUGUCAGUUUUUGAAAAUCACUUGGUAUGAGAUGAAGGAAAAGUACAAUGUUACAUCACGAGAGGCUAUCUGCUUGUGUUAGUUGGCCCCGUGAAACGCCACAACCUGUCAAGAACCUCACUCUAAAUUAUGACAAAAAUCUCUGCUCACCAAAUCCUGCGUGCACACAGUUCUGUAUCUUGUGGGCUGCUCCUUCUACAGUAUUUACCACAAACGUCUCUGGGUGCUGUGUUGUGGAGUUGACCCACAUUCUGACACACAUCUAAUUUUCCAACGUUCUAGAACACUGACCCUUCACCAGAACCACGACGGUUCUUCUUUGCAUGUUUGGUUCCGUGCCCUGCAGAUGAUCCUGUGCUGUGGUACCAAGCCUCGGCUGGUAUGUCGUGUAUCGCUGUCCCGGUCUGUGCGAAUCCUCUUCUGUGUUGUUUGCCAGCUUAUCUAACUGCUCAAACCACAAACCCCCACGUGGCAACCCGCUAGACCAAAGAGAACUUCUCUGAGGUUGCGAGCACAGGAUACCCCUGUGCUACCCUCAAGGACUUCCUGUUUACCAACAAGGACUUCCUGUUUACCCACUAUAACAUGGGCUGUGGUAUGUGGGUCAGGGUUGUCACAAAGAGAGGGUGAGAGAAUGCCCGCUACCUCACAGUAGACUAGAUGAGGUGUUCACUAUGCUGUUCCUUCACUGUUGCACAGGACGUUCCUUCAGUGUAACGGGGGAAUUUGAACCGUUGACCUCCACUCCAGCGGCUGACAGAUUUGGGGACGUGGGAUAUCUUGGGGGUUGUGUUAUUUGUGCUUCUGCUUGUGCUAACGCUUCUGUGUCCCGCCUUCGCACGAGGGCACACCCCACCGAGGCUGUCUGAAGUCUUCUGAACAGCAUACAAGGUAUUGCAAAACCCUCGGUGACAGUACCAGGAACGCCGAGUAGCGGAACGGUAACCGAUUCCUUCUGGAUAUUUUAAAGGAACUUUGUCGACAUCUUCGGGUCAGCACGUAAAACGUCCUGCGUUCUGAAAUUUCAAAAUUCGGAAACUUUUAUCAUGAUUAUCGGCGGUGGGGUUUCAAAAUAUCUCUUACUCGCGGCGGUGGCACUCACGGCCUAUGUGUGGAGGGACACGUUUGAUGCAGAGUCAGUUCGGGGUGCCAGGGUGUUGGUGACUGGUGCCAGUACGGGCAUCGGGGAACAGGUGGCGUACCAUUAUGCCAGGAUGGGUGCCCAGAUUGUCAUCACUGCCAGAAGAGAACAGUCCCUGAAGACGGUGGCAGACAAGUGCAUUCAGCUGGGUGCCCAGAAGGCCCUGUACGUGACAGGGGACAUGUCUGUGCCUUCUGACCCUGAGAGGGUUCUCCACGAUGCCGUCAACUUGCUGGGAGGGCUGGACUUCCUGGUUCUGAACCACAUCGGGAACACUCCGUUCAGCCUCUGGGAUGGAGAUAGCAACCAUGUCCGUACGGUGAUGCAGGUGAACUUUGUCAGUUAUGUGAGCAUGGCGGCCCGCGCUCUGCCUGUUCUGGAGCAGAGCUCAGGGUCCCUGGUGGUGGUGUCCUCUCUGCUGGGUAAGAUGGCCACCCCCUUCAUGGCGCCCUACUCAGCCACUAAGUUUGCUUUGAACGGCUUCUUCGGUACCCUGCAGCAUGAGCUGGCCAUGCAGCGCAGCAACGCCUCCCUCACCAUCAGCAUCCUGGGCCUCAUCGACACUGACUCGGCCAUGGACAAAGUCAGAGGGCACACCAAUAUGACAGCCUACCCAGCCAGUGAUGCGGCGCUGCACCUGAUCAAGGCCGGGGCCACGCGUCAGACAGAGUCCUACUACCCCGGCUACACCUACCUGGCCUGCAUGACCCGGGACUGGUUCCCCUACUUCAGAGACCUGGUCAUCCAGAACUCUUACACCUACUGACCAGGAGAGGCCUGAGAAACAGCUGGCUGGCUGGUUUACUGACUGGUCGUCUGGUUAGCUGACUGACUGGUCGGCUGGUUUGCUGACUGACAUGUUGGUUUACUGACUGGUUAUCUGGUUGGUUUGCUAGCUGUUCUUUUGACUGUCUAGCUGACUGGUUAACUAAUGGACUGACUAGAUGACGGACUGGUUUACUUGCUGGUUGACUGACUGGGUGGCCCCUCACCUGGUUGCAGGAUGGGGACCGUGAGGCAGUAGUGUCACCCUGAGUGAAAUGAUUUGUCUGACUGUGUUGAUUUCAGUUCUGAUGCGGUGGUGCCCUUUGCACUGCAAGGAAGCACAGGGUUAGGGUGGGAUCUUCAGCAGCAGAGAUAUCUGACCGCUCCCUGCCUCUAGACCUCUGAGGAGGGACUCCAAAGGUCGUCCUUCAUCUCCAGAAUCAUGUAUUUCUCCAAGUUCAGUUUCUCCCCCAGAAUCUUUUGGUACCUCACGAUUCGAUUCUUGGGGUCACAAAUCGAUUCACAAUCGCGUUUUUUAAUCAAAAAUCGAUGUGAAUCGCUAGAAGACUGAAUCGCGACUCAAAUUUGAAUCUAUUUUCCCCCCACCCCUACUGUACACACUUGAGCAUUCCAACUCCAUGUUUUUUUUAAUCAAAGAUACAUCUUCAUGAUGAUCUCCUGUUCUGUGCGUCUGCCAUUUUGUUUGUGAGUGUGUGGGUGUAUCCGACUGAGUGAAACCCUGAGGGUACCAUGACCCUGUGUUAAAUGUACAACAAUGCUUCACCAGAGGUUCAUUGUGCAAAAGCAAUGUGAGGUUUUAUCAGUACUGAGUUAAUAACCGUGCUAUCUUUGCUGCAUCCGUUUCUAAAUGCUUUUCAGCAGAUACACAGCUGAAGAAAAUGACCUUGAUUGUUGCUUUGAGGAAACAAAAUUGUAAUCAUUUUCAUUUACUAUUGAUAUACUCUCUACAUCUAUACAUUUGUUGUGAAUGAACAAAAAGAGACUAAACUGUUUUUGGGUGAUUUGAACGGUAGUCGAUCUCAGUUGCUAUGUUUUAUUUACAUGUUUAUUUAGACAUUUAAACACACACGAGCACAGAGGGAGAGAGAGACUUGUUCCCCAGAGAGAGCUGCACGCAGGUCCAGCAGUGCUGGUCUGUCCCAGAGAGAGCUGCACGCAGGUCCAGCAGUGCUGGUCUGUCCCAGAGAGAGCUGCACGCAGGUCCAGCAGUGCUGGUCUGUCCCAGAGAGAGCUGCACGCAGGUCCAGCAGUGCUGGUCUGUCCCAGAGAGAGCUGCACGCAGGUCCAGCAGUGCUGGUCUGUCCCAGAGAGAGCUGCACGCAGGUCACUCUGGUCUGAAGGCCAGAGCAGAGGCCUAGCGGUAGACUGAGACUUGUUGUUGAUCAAGAUCACCACAACAAAAUCACUAGUCUUCCACGAGGCGACCCACCCAUUCUCUCCAUCCUCGUCCAAUCCAUCGUCUUCUGGCCCUCCUUUAGUCAAUCCUGCCAUCUCUCUCCCUCUCUCUUUCCCUCUCUCUCUCUGCUCACUAUUAAUCUGUCUAUGUCUCUCUCCCUUUCAUCCUUCUGUCCAUCUUCCAUUCAGCCACGUUUUGGUUUCUAAAGCAAAGCGGACAAAGGUCUUUACGUUCAGAGGAAAAAAUAUAAAAAUAAUUAAAGCUCAACUCUUAUGGUGGACUCUGUCCCUCACUCUCUGUCACACACUCACACGCGUCACACAUGCAAUUGCUAACACAUGGCAGGGAAGGAAAGGAGAUGGGAGACAGGGACGGUGGAGAGGAACACAUUUCCAUUACUGACACGUUUUCCUCUUUCUCACUAUGUUCUCUCUCUCUCUCUCUCUCUCUCUCUCUCUCUCGGUGCCUCUUUUCUCUCAGUCUUGCUGUUUUUCUCUCCUCUCCCUGUUUCCCUCUGAAGCCUGUUGACAUUCCAUCCUCCCUUUGUUGUUUUAAUGCCAACCUUUCAGCCCCUCUCAAAAGAGGAGGAGGAGAGGGGAGGGUAAGAGAGGAGAGGAAACAGGGAAGGAAGCAGAGAAGAGAGGCACUAGGAAAGAGGAAAGAAUAUAUGAAGGAGAUUAGGGAGAGGAGAUAUGAAUGAGGAGAUGGAGGAGAGGAGAGAGAGGAGGAGGAGAGGAGAGGGGGAUGGGAACCCCUCUUGAUAAACCAUAGAGGAGAGCAGACCCAAUCCGUCUCCUGGUACUCCUCAUAACCAGGAGAUUUGGAAAUGAAGACUUGGCAGAUAUCAAACAAGAUGGAUCAAGGGUCUGUGUUUGUGUCAUCAACCCAGAGUCAGAGUAACAGAGAGAGAAAUAUGGUGAGACAUAAUCAUUGUCUUCAA
Molecule: messenger RNA, 5487 nt
Organism: Hypomesus transpacificus
Lineage: Eukaryota; Metazoa; Chordata; Actinopteri; Osmeriformes; Osmeridae
Product: hydroxysteroid 11-beta-dehydrogenase 1-like protein
Cellular component (GO): intracellular membrane-bounded organelle
Molecular function (GO): oxidoreductase activity
Source: RefSeq, a predicted model, not a curated record